Molecule: messenger RNA, 2058 nt
Organism: Larimichthys crocea (large yellow croaker)
Lineage: Eukaryota; Metazoa; Chordata; Actinopteri; Sciaenidae
Gene: qtrt1
Product: queuine tRNA-ribosyltransferase 1
Exons: 9
Coding region: 51-1304 (417 amino acids)
Cellular component (GO): cytosol
Molecular function (GO): tRNA-guanosine(34) queuine transglycosylase activity
Source: RefSeq, a predicted model, not a curated record
UCGACGCGAUUGUCCUUCGCAGCCGUCUCACGUCACAUGCUCACUACGACAUGGCCGCUACCGCAGAGUGUGGAGCUGAUACAAACACUUCAGAAAGCAGCAUGUCUUUAAAAAAGGCUCUGUCCGCAGCGUCUCCGCUCACUCUGAGAGUCGUGGCAGAGUGCCCGGUGACGAAAGCAAGAGCGUGUGACCUUGUGCUGCCACACAGCGCCGUCAGCACCCCGGUGUUCAUGCCUGUCGGUACCCAGGGCACUCUGAAGGGGAUCACUGUGGACCAGCUGGAGGGUCUGGGAUGUCACAUCUGUCUUGGAAACACGUACCACCUGGGCAUGAGACCCGGACCUGAUUUGAUCGAGAAAGCCAAUGGUUUGCAUGGGUUCAUGAACUGGAAGAGAAAUCUUUUAACUGACAGUGGAGGGUUUCAGAUGGUGUCUCUUGUUGAACUGUCUGAGGUCACCGAGGAAGGGGUGAAGUUCAAGUCCCCCUAUGAUGGCAAAGAGAUCCUCCUAAGUCCAGAGAAGUCCAUCAGCAUACAGAACAGUCUGGGGUCCGACAUCAUGAUGCAGCUGGAUGAUGUGGUCAGCAGUACCGUGACGGGACCACGGGUGGAGGAGGCAAUGCACAGAUCCAUUCGCUGGUUGGACCGCUGCAUAGCAGCCAAUAAAAAUCCAGACAAACAGAACCUCUUCGCCAUCAUCCAAGGAGGAUUAAAUGCAGAACUGCGCAGGACCUGUCUAGAUGAAAUGACUAAACGUGAUGUUCCUGGAUUUGCCAUCGGCGGCCUUAGUGGAGGAGAGGAGAAGGAUGAUUUCUGGCGGAUGGUCACACUCAGCACAGAUCAUCUGCCACGAGAAAAGCCUCGAUACCUCAUGGGUGUGGGGUAUGCUGUGGAUCUGGUGGUAUGUGUAGCCCUGGGAUGUGAUAUGUUUGACUGCGUGUUCCCCACCCGAACUGCAAGGUUUGGCUCUGCCUUGGUGCCUUGGGGAUCUCUCCAGGUAAAACAAAAGCAAUAUGCCAAAGACCUCCAACCCAUAGACCCAGACUGCAAAUGUCCCACCUGCAAGAGACAUAGUCGGGCUUACCUCCAUGCUCUGUUCAAGAGUGACACUGCAGCCAUGCAUCACAUCACCAUCCAUAACAUUGCCUACCAGCUCACCCUGAUGCGCUCCGUGAGACAGAGCAUUGUGGAAGGCCGAUUCCCAGAGUUUAUACGGACAUUCAUGAAGCGAAUGUUUCCCUCUCGUGACCAGUACCCCAGCUGGGCUGUGGAUGCGCUUGCCUCUGUCAACGUCACGCUGGAAUAGAACCUGGAUGGCAGCUGUUGUAGCAGCGACUAGAGAGAUUUUAUAUAUUUUUAAAUGACUUUUUUUUUAAAUGGGGGGAUUGUUUUUUACUCUUUGUUUAUAUUUGUAUAUGCAUUGCCAGUUUUGUUGGCUAUGAGGAAAACUGCUUUUGUUCUGAAGGGAUAAAACCUAAAGCCCUUUUGCAACAACCUGCUUUACUGAGUCUCUGCAUAUUGUCCUCAGAGGACGCAUUAUGAUAAUGUGAGACUGAAUGAGGUUUAAAUGAGGUUUGAAACACAUGAACUAUCUCCUGUGAUAUGCUUAGAUACUUUUUUGUUGUUACCAUGGCUACACAACUAGGCCCACCCACUUGAAAUUAAGUGUUUUGCCUUCCUGUCAACCUCUGUAAUUUCUUUUGUGCCCGAGUGCAUUACAGAGAUAUUCCAUUUUUACCACAGUAUUAAUAAAUGUGUAUAUAUAUAUAUUCUCUGUUUAACCCCACAUCCUGACAGGCUGAUUUGUCAGCUAACUGUUGGAACAGAUAAAUGAGUCCUGCUCACUACGGAUUGUGCUUUUGUCAUGAUGACCACCAGAGGGCAAAAUAGACAAAACUAGAGCCAGGUCUGACUCUAACACUGAAUGAUUUUUCUGUAUACCAUUUCUCAAAAGGUAAACAACAGUUCAACUGUCUCUGAGUAAAAAAUACCAUUUAAUCACAGUAAGAUUAAAUGUAUGAGCUGAAACGUAGGAAGGCACAAAAACAAUGAUAUCAUAA